Messenger RNA from Magnusiomyces paraingens, 927 nucleotides. RefSeq lists its product as uncharacterized. Gene Ontology annotation, biological process: peptidyl-serine dephosphorylation; G1/S transition of mitotic cell cycle. The record is from RefSeq and is a predicted model, not a curated record. The coding region runs from base 1 to 927 and encodes 308 amino acids. The transcript is spliced from 4 exons. Gene Ontology annotation, molecular function: protein serine/threonine phosphatase activity. NCBI's taxonomy places the organism in Eukaryota, Fungi, Ascomycota, Dipodascomycetes, Dipodascales, Dipodascaceae. Gene Ontology annotation, cellular component: cytoplasm.
AUGACAGAACGAGGCCCCGAUGUCUGGCUUGAGGAGGUGCUCAAGUGCCAGUACCUGCCGGAAACUGACAUGAAGCAUCUGUGCGAAAAGGUUAAAGAGCUUCUGAUGGAAGGUGAGGAGCGGAUCCAGUACAAACACCGGUCACAGUCUGCGGAUAUACACGGCCAGUUCCAUGACCUGCUCGAACUGUUUCGCAUUGCAGGUGGCAUGCCCGAUGAUGUCAACUAUAUCUUCCUAGGAGAUUUUGUCGAUAGAGGAUACUUUAGUUUAGAAACAUUUACACUGUUAAUGUGCCUGAAAGUCAAAUACCCUAAUCGUCUGACACUGGUGCGUGGAAACCACGAGAGUCGUCAAAUCACACAAGUGUACGGAUUUUACGAAGAGUGUCUGAACAAGUACGGAAGCACGACUGUGUGGAAAUACUGUUGUCAGGUGUUUGACUUUUUGACACUGGCGGCUAUCAUUGACAGCAAGAUUCUGUGCGUGCACGGUGGCUUGAGUCCGGAAAUCCGCAUGCUCGACCAAAUUCGCGUGCUGUCGCGCGCACAGGAAAUCCCCCACGAAGGCGGAUUUUGCGACCUGGUGUGGUCGGACCCUGACGAGAUUGAGACCUGGGCCGUAUCGCCGCGUGGCGCCGGCUGGAUCUUUGGCUCACGAGUAGCCCGUGAGUUUAACCAUCUGAAUGGUCUGCAGCUCAUUGCGCGUGCGCAUCAGCUGGUCAUGGAGGGAUUCAAGUACCAUUUUGAGGAAAAGGAUGUUGUGACGGUGUGGUCUGCACCUAACUAUUGUUACCGCUGUGGUAAUGUGGCCAGUGUCAUGAAGGUAGAGGAGAACCUGGAACCUGAGUUUUCUAUCUUCAAUGCCGUUCCUGAUGACACUCUACAAGCGCAACCUCAAAAGAACCAGCGAAGUGAGUACUUUUUGUAA